Myotis myotis is the source of this 1936-nucleotide messenger RNA. It is a transcript of the gene PARP2, whose product is annotated as poly(ADP-ribose) polymerase 2. NCBI's taxonomy places the organism in Eukaryota, Metazoa, Chordata, Mammalia, Chiroptera, Vespertilionidae. The transcript has 17 exons. The coding region runs from base 82 to 1830 and encodes 582 amino acids. Gene Ontology annotation, molecular function: NAD+ poly-ADP-ribosyltransferase activity. The record is from RefSeq and is a predicted model, not a curated record.
CUCGCGCUGCGUGUUCCCGCCUUUUGACUCCAGCCAAGCGAAUCCUGGGAGAGGGCAGGUGACGUCCAACAGUCAGGCUCGAUGGCGGCGCGGCGGCGGCUGAUGGGGACCAGCGGCCGGCGCAGUCGGCCGUCAGCUUCUAAAGCAUCAAAUGAAACCGACAAUACAGAAGACUCUCCUCCUGCCAAGAAAACUCGAAGAUGCCAGAGGCAGGAGGUGAAAAAAGAGCCUGUGCCUGGAGGAAAGGCUGAUAAGGACAGAACAGAAGACAAGCAAGAGUCUGUGAAGACCUUGCUGUUAAAGGGCAAAGCUCCCGUGGACCCAGAGUGCACCCUAAAGGUGGGGAAGGCCCAUAUCUACUGUGAAGGGAAUGAUGUGUAUGAUGUCAUGUUAAAUCAGACCAAUCUCCAGUUCAACAACAACAAGUACUAUCUGAUUCAGCUGUUAGAAGAUGAUGCUCAGAGGAACUUCAGUGUUUGGAUGAGAUGGGGCCGAGUUGGGAAAGUGGGUCAGCACAGCUUGGUGGCUUGUUCAGGGGACCUCAGCAAGGCCAAGGAAGUCUUUCAGAAGAAAUUCCUUGACAAAACAAAAAACAAUUGGGAGGAUCGUGAGAAGUUUAAGAAGGUGCCUGGAAAAUAUGAUAUGGUACAAAUGGACUAUACCACCAAUACUCAGAAUGAAGAGGAAACAAAAAAAGAGGAAUCUCUUAAAUCCCCCUUGAAACCGGAGUCACAGCUAGAUCUUCGUGUACAAGAGCUGAUAAAGUUGAUCUGUAAUGUCCAGGCCAUGGAAGAGAUGAUGAUAGAAAUGAAAUAUGACACCAAGAAAGCCCCGCUUGGGAAGCUGACAGUGGCACAAAUCAAGGCAGGUUACCAGUCUCUUAAGAAGAUUGAGGACUGUAUUCGGGCUGGCCAACAAGGACGAGCUCUUGUGGAAGCAUGCAAUGAAUUCUACACCAGGAUCCCACAUGACUUUGGACUCCGUACUCCUCCAUUAAUCCGGACGGAGAAAGAACUGUCAGACAAAAUACAGCUACUAGAGGCUUUGGGAGACAUUGAAAUUGCCAUUAAGCUGGUAAAGACCGAGCUGCAAAGCCCAGAACAUCCAUUGGACCAACACUAUAAAAAACUACAUUGUGCCUUGCACCCUUUAGACCAUAAAAGUUAUGAGUUCAAAAUAAUCUCCCAGUACCUUCAGUCUACCCAUGCUCCCACACACAGUGACUAUACCAUGACCUUGCUGGAUGUUUUUGAAGUAGAGAAGGAGGGUGAGAAAGAAGCCUUCAAAGAGGACCUUCAUAACAGGAUGCUGCUGUGGCAUGGCUCCAGGCUGAGCAACUGGGUAGGAAUCCUGAGCCAUGGGCUUCAGAUUGCCCCACCUGAGGCUCCCAUCACAGGUUACAUGAAGCAGAGAUUCACCAAUGCUAAGCUGCUCUGGGACAUAACUUUUGGAAAAGGAAUCUACUUUGCUGACAUGUCUUCCAAGAGUGCCAAUUACUGCUUCGCCUCUCGCCUAAAGAAUAUUGGAUUACUGCUCCUAUCAGAGGUAGCUCUAGGUCAGUGUAAUGAGCUACUGGAGGCCAACCCAGAGGCAGAAGGAUUACUUGAGGGCAAACACAGCACCAAAGGACUGGGCAAGAUGGCUCCCAAUCCUGCGAGCUCCGUCACUCUGAAUGGGAGUACAGUGCCCUUAGGACCAGCACAUGACACAGGAAUUUUGAAUCCAGAUGGUUAUACCCUCAACUACAAUGAAUUUAUUGUCUAUAACCCCAACCAAGUCCGUAUGCGAUACCUUCUAAAGGUUCAAUUUAAUUUCCUGCAGCUGUGGUAACAUUGAUAUUAAAUAAACCAGAGAAGAUAUCUUCAAGCAAGGAAAUAAACAAUGUUGUACUUUUGAACUUUUUCUUAUUUUAUGUAAUAAAAAUAGUACAAAUCUA